Messenger RNA from Amoebophrya sp. A25, 1566 nucleotides. NCBI's taxonomy places the organism in Eukaryota, Dinophyceae, Syndiniales, Amoebophryaceae. The record is from the annotation of a GenBank genome assembly.
GAGUGAGAUGGUGAAUAUAGGGUGAGUAGUAUUGGGAUGUCGCCAUUGGCUUUGCGUCUCUCUUUCUGAAAGGAUGUUUCCUCGGCCGUCUUGCGUUUUCCAUAGCACCGGCUAUGGCGUGGACGGCAUCCUCCGAAGCCGGAGGCACUUCGGUAAGGCAGCGCGGCGGGCGGCGCAGGGCGGCAACACUGAUCCGGCGGCCAGGGCCCGAGAAGAAUUGGCUCACUUUGGCGAGACGAUCAAAUUCGGACGUCCGGAGAGCAACGUCGACAACCGGGCGCAUGCAUCGUCGGUCCCAGUAGCGCUAAAGCCACCGAAAUUCGUUGUUGAUGAUGAUCCCUUCGGGGGUCCCGCGGAUUCUGGCGGCAAGAGGAAGAAAAAGGAGAAGAAGUUCAGUGCCGAGAUAAAUCCAUUCGGCGGUCCCGUGGGUCAAUCUGUCAAGAUCGGUAAAAAGGAAAAGAAGAAAAAGCACAAGAACCAGGACGUGGCCAAGAUGAGCAAGAAGGAGAAGAAGGCAAUGGUAAAUCCCCAAUUUAUGGCGAAACAAGAGUUCGAGCAGUUUGGUGGGAGUGUGGACUUUCGACAGCCGGGAAAAAACAACGAUCAUGGGAGCACUGGGAUUCAGGCAUCAGUUGAAGUUGCGCAGAUGCCGGAUCGCGCCAACGGGACAGCAGUGCCCGCACCUGCUGGACCUACGCAGGAUGUGAUUGCGCAGGAUGUGUCUAACCUGAGCAAUAACAUGGAGACGUUGUGUCGCAGGCUCAAAAACCUGCAAAAAAAUACCCAGAAACUAGCAGCUAUUGCAGCCAAUCGUGCCGAAUUCGUGGAACGUCUGCACACUUUGUCGACAUGCUGCAUGGAAAGCGCCGGUCUGAUAGAGAAGCUGGACGAGCCGCCGAAGGUAUCCCGCUCCGAACCAGAGAUGGAGGCGACUGCCCAGGUGAAAGAAAGCACCUCUUUUCAGGGAGAUGUAAAGACGGAGGCGGUUUCAAGAAGCAGCUCGAUAGCUGGCGCUGCUCCCCUCAGUGUCAUCGAUACGGGGAAAAGUGCACUCGAGCUCACCGGGCAGCGAGUCGAAGUAGAUUCUGCGCCUAGGGAGACGAAACCUGUGGUAGAGCAAGUAAUCGAAGUCCACCGUGUCGACGAGAGUAUGGUAGUCGGACAACUAGGUAGGAUCGAAGGUGAAAGUAGUACAGAGACUGCGGCACGAAGGACGCGUCGAGACUUACCUCUUUUUUCGAGGCGCUUCCCAAUUCUUACUGAGUUGGAGAUGGCCUGUCGUGAUCCAGCAAGCACCGUAGCGAACUUUUGUGGGCCAUCGUCGGUUUCAUUUUCGGGCACGCGCGGUCGCCAAGCUUUGCGAGCAGUCUCAGCAACGCAGUCUGUGAGUCUCGAGAGACGGUUGACAAAGCGAUGGCCAGCGUCCAAAAUCGCGCAAUUCAUGGCGCGAUUCGAUGUUUCGCCCACAGCUGCGACGGUCCUUGAGGACGUUUUGCGGACAAAGGUAGCAGCGGAAAGCGACAACGUGAGGAACGGAGUGCGAAUUUUGACGGUGCUAUCCCACGG